AUGACAAUCCUAAUCACAGGCGGAACAGGGAGGACGGGGCUCAAGCUCGCUCAUCUACUGAGUAAAGCUGGCCACACCAUUCUCCUUACUUCCCGCAAAGGCCAGGUACCCCAUCCAUUCAAAGGCGUCAAAUUUGACUGGCUCGACCCAUCAACCUUCACCAAUCCAUUCAACGCCGACCGAGCAAUCGAUCGCGUUUAUGUUGUGGGGCCAGUAGGGGUUUUCGACACGCUUCCACACGUGAAGCCUUUCAUUGAUCUCGCGGUCACCAAAGGUGUUAAGCGCUUCGUCGUCUUGAGUGCAAGCGUGAUCCCGAAAGGAGGCCCAGUUGCUGGAAAGGUCCACGAGUACCUAGAGAAAAUUGGUGUAGAUUACGCAGUUUUGCGUCCGACUUUGUUUAUGGAGAACUUUUCCACUGGCCCGGUGACGCCUAAUAGUAUUCGGCUACGUAACGAAAUUGGGUCAGUUGCAAAAGACGGACGCGUCGCGUUUGUUUCGGUCGACGACAUCGCGAAGGCUGCGUCGGACGCUUUACUCGUUAAGAAGAGCUGGAACACCGACCGAUAUAUUGUAGGGCCAGAGUUACUUUCGUACGAUGAGGUCGCGGCCUUGCUCAGCCAAGUUCUUGGUAGGAAGAUUACGCACAAGAGGCUGACCCCAGACGAAUCGUUAUCUAUCUGGACAACUGUUGGCGGCCUGACCGUCGGACUUGCCAAAGCCCUGAUAAAGACGCAGACGGAGAUUGCAAAUGGGGCAGAGGUGGCUGUAUUUGAGAAUGCCAACAAGAUCGUCGGCAAGACACACCUGAGGGAGUUUUUCGAAAGUAAUCCAAAGUUGUGGGUAAUUUGA
Messenger RNA from Laccaria bicolor S238N-H82, 849 nucleotides. RefSeq lists its product as uncharacterized. Bases 1 to 849 code for a protein of 282 amino acids. The record is from RefSeq and is a predicted model, not a curated record. Lineage: Eukaryota; Fungi; Basidiomycota; Agaricomycetes; Agaricales; Hydnangiaceae. The transcript is spliced from 3 exons.